CCGCCCUCCUCCUUGAGUCCUCCCCCCACCGGGACGGCCGAGUGGAGAGGCCGGACGAAGGCGGCGGCCCCGGCGGCGGCUUUUCCUCGGCUUCGCUGUGCAGCGUGCGCGGCGAGGUUGACCGCCCGCGAGCGCCCGUGACUGAGGGAACAGGGAGAGAGCUCGGGCGGCCGAGCGCGCAGCCUUCCGUGGGCAUUGCCGCCUGGACCUCCCGGAAGGCAUCCCGGGCCGCGGCCGCCACCCGUCCCGCCCUCGUUCGGAGCUGAGACGCCGUCGCCGCGCAAGAUGCCCAAGAAGAAGCCGACGCCCAUCCAGCUGAACCCGGCCCCCGACGGCUCGGCGGUGAACGGGACCAGCUCGGCCGAGACCAACCUAGAGGCUUUGCAGAAGAAGCUGGAGGAGCUGGAGCUGGAUGAGCAGCAGCGGAAGCGCCUCGAAGCUUUCCUGACACAGAAGCAGAAGGUGGGCGAGCUGAAGGACGAUGACUUUGAGAAGAUCAGUGAGCUGGGUGCCGGCAAUGGCGGUGUGGUGUUCAAGGUCUCCCACAAGCCAUCUGGCCUGGUCAUGGCCCGAAAGCUUAUCCACCUGGAGAUCAAGCCAGCCAUCCGCAAUCAGAUCAUCCGUGAGCUGCAGGUUCUGCACGAGUGCAACUCGCCCUACAUUGUGGGCUUCUACGGGGCCUUCUACAGUGAUGGCGAGAUCAGCAUCUGCAUGGAGCACAUGGAUGGAGGUUCCUUGGAUCAAGUCCUGAAGAAAGCUGGAAGAAUUCCUGAGCAAAUUUUAGGAAAAGUUAGCAUUGCUGUGAUCAAAGGCCUGACAUACCUGAGGGAGAAGCACAAGAUUAUGCACAGAGAUGUCAAGCCCUCCAACAUCCUGGUCAACUCCCGCGGGGAGAUCAAGCUCUGUGACUUUGGGGUCAGCGGGCAGCUCAUCGAUUCCAUGGCCAACUCCUUUGUGGGCACCCGGUCCUACAUGUCGCCAGAGAGACUGCAGGGCACACACUACUCAGUGCAGUCGGACAUCUGGAGCAUGGGACUGUCACUGGUGGAGAUGGCGGUUGGGAGGUACCCCAUCCCCCCUCCAGAUGCCAAGGAGCUGGAGCUGGUGUUCGGGUGCCAGGUGGAAGGAGAUGCAGCUGAGAUGCCGCCCAGGCCCAGGACCCCCGGAAGACCCCUGAGCUCAUAUGGAAUGGACAGCCGGCCUCCCAUGGCGAUUUUCGAGCUGUUGGAUUACAUAGUCAACGAGCCACCUCCCAAACUGCCCAGUGGAGUCUUCAGUCUGGAAUUCCAGGACUUUGUAAAUAAAUGCUUAAUAAAGAACCCUGCGGAGAGAGCAGACUUGAAGCAGCUCAUGGUUCAUGCCUUCAUCAAGCGCUCUGAUGCUGAGGAGGUGGACUUCGCAGGUUGGCUCUGUGCCACCAUCGGCCUUAACCAGCCCAGUACCCCGACCCACGUGGCCAGCAUCUGAGCUGCGGCCCGGCCCAGACGUGCUCUGCCAGCAGCCGCUAUGCUCUGGCCUCUCCCUCGCUUCUCUUCAGACGUGCGUUUCACCUCCGACCAGGGUGCAGACACAGCAUGUGCCAAGCUGUAUUUGUGUUCCUUUUCAGUCUUUAUUGCCACCGUGUCACCCGAGUGGAUUUGCUUUGUGCUUAGGGCUGUUUGUGCUGAUGAUCACACACACGCAGAGCUGAACAGUGACACUUGGUGAUGUGGUUGUCACUGUUCUCACUCCAUGUGGCUGGCCUGUUGCCUCCAGUGUCUCCAGACUUGGGGAUGUCUGGUGGCACUUCCCCUGCCAGGGCAUCUCCUCAGCAGAGAGGGAGGCCUCUGGGCCCUUGUCCUUGGCAGUGCAAGUGACGCAUGCUGUGCUGCUGUGACUUGAGCAUCCUCAGAAAGUGGACAUUGUGUUCAUUUUUUUGCUUUUGGUGUAGAAUUCAGGAAUUUCCUCAAAAUCUAGCCAGAGCCCCUCACUGCCAUGGGAGCUGGGGCUUCACCAGUCUAUACCUGGUGAUCUGGAGACUUUGGGUCGGGUCUGUAUUUAUUUUUAAAUAUGCCAUGUGGGUACUUAGUGGUAUGUGUCUCUUUAGGUUUGGACUAGUGUUUCUAAAAGAAUGGAUUUAUUUUGAAUGUCACAAAUGGAUCAAGGCAUUAAAUGUGUCAGAUUUCUACCUUCUUCCCAAUCCAAAUACCAAUGCUAUUGUAAACAAUGUGUAUAGUGCCUAAAGAUUGUAUGAAGAUCCUUUUAAUCACUUUAAUCCAGAUGUUUAACAAAUCUAAUCUCUUAUUCUAAUAAAUAUACUGUCAGAUUUUAAAAAGGACAAAA
Messenger RNA from Cavia porcellus (domestic guinea pig), 2322 nucleotides. RefSeq names its product mitogen-activated protein kinase kinase 1 (gene Map2k1). The record is from RefSeq and is a predicted model, not a curated record. The transcript has 11 exons. The coding region runs from base 286 to 1467 and encodes 393 amino acids. Gene Ontology annotation, molecular function: ATP binding; protein kinase activity. NCBI's taxonomy places the organism in Eukaryota, Metazoa, Chordata, Mammalia, Rodentia, Caviidae. Gene Ontology annotation, biological process: protein phosphorylation.